UCAAAUAUCAAAUGUUAUUCAAUACUUUGUUUUUGUCUUUUAAGGGUUUUUAUAGAAGAGGUUAACUCAUUUUUUGAUUUGCUUUGAAAUGCUGCGAGUUACUUUCAUAGGAUUGUUUUUCUAUAUUUCAGGUUUUUUGUCUCCUGUGAACGGCAGUAGAGUUAAACGCAAUCCAUGUGAUGAAAAGCCAAAUGGAAAUUAUUUAAUACACGACGUUUUUAAAUACCUGGUUUGUAAAGAUAGGGCAUCAAGUUACAUGAAAUGUCAAGAUAACUUUGUAUUUUCACCUGAUGAAAAACAUUGCGUUAAUAUAUCUACUCAAUCUCAAAAGAGUUUUUGUAAGUCUCGACCAAAUGGCAAUUACAAUGACCCUUGGAACUGUCAUAAGUUUAUUGUAUGCUCUCAUGGUUCAAGUUAUCCGUAUGAAUGUCAAAAACUGGUUUUUAAUCCAUAUAUUGAUCAAUGUGUUUAUGAAAAUGAUUAUCCCUGUUAUCAAAUAUUAGCUGUUAAGCAAGAUCCUUGUAAUGGAAAAAGAGAUGGAAAUUAUCCUAUUCAAGAUGUUUUUAAAUACAUAUUUUGCAAAGAUGGUGUGUCAUAUAGCAAAACAUGCCAAGAUAACUUUGUAUAUUGGCCUGGCGCAAAUCAAUGUGUUAAUAUAUCAAGUCAAUCUAAAAGUAAUUUUUGUAAAUCUCGACCAGAUGGUGAUUAUAAUGAUCCUUGGAAUUGUCAUAAAUUUUUCAAAUGUUUUCAAGAAUAUAGUUAUCAGUUUGAUUGUCAAAACCUGGUUUUUAAUCCAUAUACUGACCAAUGUGUUUAUAAAAAAGAUUAUGUUUGCCGUCAAGUAUCAGGUUUACAGGAUAAAAAAGAAAUCGUCGAAGAGCAAGAUGACAAUGAUGAUGUUAACGAUGAGCAAGGCUUUGAUGAAGAAGAAGUUAUUAGAAGUGAUAUUGAAAAAGAAAUUUUGGAUGAUCUUGAGGAUAUUGAUGUAGAAUUAGAUGAUAGCUUUCAAGAUGAUGAUGUUGAAAACGAAAUUAUUGAAGAUCACAUGGACGACGAUAAUACACGAGAUGACGAUAAUACACAAGAUUACUUAUAAAGUUUAAAAAAAUUUCAUUUUAGCA
Molecule: messenger RNA, 1121 nt
Organism: Hydra vulgaris (swiftwater hydra)
Lineage: Eukaryota; Metazoa; Cnidaria; Hydrozoa; Anthoathecata; Hydridae
Cellular component (GO): extracellular region
Molecular function (GO): chitin binding
Source: RefSeq, a predicted model, not a curated record